This is a messenger RNA of Dothidotthia symphoricarpi CBS 119687, 3285 nucleotides long. RefSeq lists its product as uncharacterized. Bases 123 to 3044 code for a protein of 973 amino acids. The transcript is spliced from 3 exons. The record is from RefSeq and is a predicted model, not a curated record. NCBI's taxonomy places the organism in Eukaryota, Fungi, Ascomycota, Dothideomycetes, Pleosporales, Dothidotthiaceae.
CUCCAAGCGUCUCAUCUUGCCUACUUCUUGAGCCUUCCACAAUAACGUUAACGCACUGUCAACUUGCUUGUCCUUGUACGACACAGCCUUACGAAAUACCACUUCCUUACGCCGAUACAAUAAUGGCAUCUUCAGGCAGCGUGUUCUCCGAAACGCUACAAACAAUCACUACCACCAAGCUCGAGGAACUCGCCAAACAGCGUGCUGCAUUCGACGAGCAAUAUGCUGCGUUGCUUGCUGCGGCUAAAGCAGAGAAUUAUGCAGUUAAACGUCUUGAGGUUCUCGUUGACGGCAUCAAAGCAUGUCUAGGGGUAAAGACUGUUGCCUGUAAGGCCAACGACAGGCGACCCGGACCCGUAGUCAGUGGCGGCACGCGAAACGUACAGCUUGAAACUGAUCUCAAAAAUCUGGAUCGCUUCCUCGAGCAGGCGCGUUACGAUCCCUCGGUAUCGCCCAAAGUACUCGAGGACUGGGAGACGACGUUGUUGCAGUAUCUUUCAGUUCAAGAUGUCAAAUUCCAAUACGCGGAUCUCUACGGCAAGCUGGUCACUGAAUGGUUGUCUUCUGAAAAGAGUGCGCUUGCAGAUGGCGACGUAGAAAUGGCCGAGAGCUUCGAGGAACUUCCAGGAACCAAAAAACUUGAAGCUCGUGCUGAGUGGGAGAAGGUUGUCUUUGAACCCCCUGAUGUCGACCUGCCAAUGGUACGAUCCUACCUCAAUGACCUCCUAGGCAUAGACAAGAAGGCAAUUGCCGCCAUCAAAGAUUUACACGACACGAUAGAAGAAUUCGAGAACAGUCUCAGCAGUCCGGCACAAUUCAGUAUUCCUACGCUGCGCUGGGUCAUCACGGGGCUUGCAGACUCCGAUCUGUUGUCGAGUGAAAAGCGAGAAGUAUUGAACGACUUCCUCAACAACGAUGUCAUCUUGGCAGAAAUUGCUGAUAUUCUCAACCUUCGGAUGGCAGCGCUCGAUCGUUGGAGCUGGGGUGACCAUGUUCUUCUGGAGCAACGACGAAAACUUAACGGCGGCUACAAUUUUUUCAUGCAUCAUGAUCUCUUGCAGGCUAUCUUCCUGCAUUACAUCGGUGUGAAAUGGUCUGUGUUCUUCAAGGCUGUGUUUUUGAAGAUGCGCGACAACGAACAAACGUGGAAGAGCAAUAGUUCCAAGAUCGGGAGAGUCGAUCGAUUGCGACGCUCUUACUUCCUGGGCUCAGCAGGUACUAACACGAAGAACAACCUUCAAGGAAAGCGUAACAAGACUCAUCGUAAACGAUAUUUUGUGCAUCAGCUUCUUGAUCACAAUACCCAACGCGUCGAACUGCAGGAGGGAGAAGAGGAAGCAGAGUAUAGUGAUAUGGUUGAAAUGUCCCGAAAGCGCAAGCAGACUCAUCAACAGGCAGGACCGCACCCACCACCACGGAUGCAAAAGAUGCAAGCUCAAGCGCCGAUGCCGGCGAUGCCGGCGAUGUUCGGAACCAGACACAGCCUAAUGUUAUCUAACAACAAGGCAGAGGCAGGCUCACGCAUACUAGCAGAUGAAGACCCAAAAGAAGAAGCAGACGACGAGGACGAAGAAGACGAUCAACAAUCAAAGAAGCCUAUGGAAGCAAAGCAACACCUUCUCCAUCUGUUGUCUACAGAGAUCAUUGUUAACUCACGCCUCCAUGGCGAGCUGACCUGCUUUCGCACCAUCUUUGAAUCAUGGAACCCGCUUCUGCCUCAUGAAACUGUUCUGGCAGUUUUGGAAUUCUUUGGCGUUUCCACGAAGUGGAAUAAUUUCUUCAGAACUUUCAUGCAGGCCCCGCUCAAGUUUAUGGACGACGAUCGGUCUUCUCAGCCACGUUUACGACGUCGAGGCACUCCAGGCUCGCACGCCCUGAGCGACGUGUUCGGUGAGGCGGUACUGUUUUGUUUGGACUUUGCUGUCAACCAGGCUACUGAUGGUGCAUUGCUACACCGUUUGAAUGACGAUGUAUGGUUUUGGAGCAAGGACCACGAGAAGUGUGCGAAGGCUUGGACAAGUGUCCUCAAGUUCACGGAGGUGAUGGGAGUGAAGAUCAACGAAACCAAAACUGGAAGCGUCCGGAUUUCGCCGGGCAAGGAUCUUGUUGUCGAUGAUCGCCUCCCACAAGGCGAAAUCAGAUGGGGCUUCUUGUAUUUGGACCCUUCCAGCGGACGUUUUGAAAUCGAUCAAAAGAAUGUAGACGUCCACAUCUUGGAGCUGCGCAAGCAGCUGCAAGGCAAAUCCAAGAGUGUCAUCGACUGGAUUCAAGCCUGGAAUUCAUACGCCGCUACAUUCUUCAGUUCUAAUUUCGGAGCCUCAGCCAAUUGUUUCGGCCGCGAACACGUCGACAAGAUGCUAGCUACACAUCGCCAUAUUCAAGAGAGCAUCUUCGACGGUGGAAACGUUGUUCAACAUCUCAAGACGAUGAUCAAAGAGCGCUUCAAUGUUGCGAAUGUGCCAGACGGCUUCCUCUUCUUCCCAGUCGAACUCGGAGGUCUGGACCUCAAAUCCCCAUUUGUCAAUCUUCUUCAAAUCCGUGAAUCAGUUAUGGAAAACCCAUACGACCUUCUCGACUUAUACGAGGAAAAUGAACGGGACGAUUACACCGAUGCAAAACAGAGGUUCGAUAGUGGUGAGAUCGCCAAUACCCGCCAGAUUGUAGAAGAUCCAGGGUGGAAGCCAGAGGAUGCGGACACCUUCAUCUCCAUUGACGAAUUCACACGUUACCGUGAAGAGUUCACAGGGUAUCGCAAGGCAAAGCUAAGCAGCGCGUACGUUCAGUUGCUGAAACAGCCGACCCAGAGGGCCAUUGAUAUCAGCGAGCAGGUUCGUCAGGCGCUUAAUCAACUUCGAGGACAGAGUAAUUUGCGUGGUAUAACUUCGCACUGGGGCACUAUGGACGCAUAUUGGAAAUGGAUCACGCAGAUGUACGGCCCUGAGAUGGCUAGUAAAUUUGGCGGACUGAAUGUUGUCGAUUUCGGUUUGCUGCCCCUCGGCAUGGUGCAGCAAUUUCGUCAGAAGAGGAUCAAGUGGCAGGGCUGAGGUGGGUUUGAAGAUUAUAAGUAGGUCUUGUAUGACGACCAGGAAAUCUGCACGGAGGAUUGAAUCUUCUUACUAGGCUCCGCGGUCGACAUCUUUAACCACCAUGCUCACUGGAAAACAUCUGCUUGUAUUUUUUAUGCAUUUAGUUGUGCGAGUUAUAUUUCCUUGCAAACACGCUUUUCGGGUCCACAUCGUAUGUACGAAAGAUCAUGACUCCGUAUAAUCUGCUCUCAUUCCCAGU